Ctenopharyngodon idella (grass carp) is the source of this 3401-nucleotide messenger RNA. RefSeq names its product gastrula zinc finger protein XlCGF8.2DB-like. The coding region runs from base 151 to 1563 and encodes 470 amino acids. Gene Ontology annotation, biological process: regulation of transcription by RNA polymerase II. NCBI's taxonomy places the organism in Eukaryota, Metazoa, Chordata, Actinopteri, Cypriniformes, Xenocyprididae. The transcript is spliced from 3 exons. Gene Ontology annotation, cellular component: nucleus. Gene Ontology annotation, molecular function: DNA-binding transcription factor activity, RNA polymerase II-specific; RNA polymerase II cis-regulatory region sequence-specific DNA binding. The record is from RefSeq and is a predicted model, not a curated record.
GUAAGACACAUGCGUGUGUUUGCCAACCACCAUUAAACCUCAGAAGAAGAAGAUUAGUUUUCAGCAUGAUCUCUGGUGUUGUGUCGGGACGCGAAGCAAGCAGGUAUAUCUGUAGGAGUAUCAACUGAACUGAGAUCUGCUGCUGUGAAGAUGGUGUUUGUUAAAGAGGAGAGUGAGGAGGACAUGAGUGAACCAGAACCCUGGAGAAUAAAACACGAGGAACAAGGAGGCCUGAUGAAAGUGAAAGAGGAAAGAGAAGAUCUGAAUGAAGUGGAAGAGAAAUAUCAGCAUCAGAAAGCUCAUGAUGUCACCAUUGGAGAAAAACCAUUAAGUUCCUCCAAAACUGAAAACAGUUGCUCACAAAGCAGCAUUCAAAUAACAGAAGUCACAAGACCUUUCACCUGCUCUGAGUGUGGAAAGACUUUCACACAGAAGGGGAGCCUUAAGAAUCACAUGGUAAUUCAUUCUGGAAAAAGGCCUUUUACCUGCUCUCAGUGUGGAAAGAGUUUUACAUGUAAAGGAAUCCUUAAUGAUCAUUUGGUAACUCACACUUCAGAAAAGCCUUUCAACUGUCCUCAGUGUGAAAAGACUUUCAAACGUAAAGGAAGCCUUAAUACUCACAUGUUAAUUCAUACUGGAAAAAAGCCUUUCACUUGCUCUCAGUGUGGAAAGAGUUUUGCACAGAAAGCACACCUUAAGUAUCAUUUGGUAACUCACACUUCAGAAAAGCCUUUCACCUGCCCUCAGUGUGAAAACACUUUCACAUGUAAAAGAAACCUUGAGAGUCACAUGUUAAUUCAUGCUGGAAUAAAGCCUUUCACCUGCCCUCAGUGUGGAAAGAGCUUUACACAGAAAGCACACCUUAAGGAUCAUUUGGUAACUCACACUUCAGAAAAGCCUUUCACCUGCCCUCAGUGUGGAAACACUUUCACACGUAAAGGAAAUCUUAAGACUCACAUGUUAAUUCAUGCUGAAAUAAAACCUUUCAGCUGCUCUCAAUGUGGAAAGAGUUUUGCACAGAAAGGACACCUUGAGUAUCAUUUGUUAACUCACACUUCAGAAAAGCCUUUUAGCUGUUCUCACUGUGGAAAGAGUUUUACAAAAAAAGGACACCUUAAGGAUCAUUUGUUAACUCACACUUCAGAAAAGCCUUAUACCUGCCCUCAGUGUGGAAACACUUUCACACGUAAAAGAAACCUUAAGAAUCACAUGUUAAUUCAUGCUGGAAUAAAGCCUUUCAGUUGCAGUCAAUGUGGCAAGAGUUUUUCACAGAAAGGACACCUUAAGUAUCAUUUGUUAUAUCACACUUCAGGAAAGCCUUUCACCUGUCCUCAGUGUGGCAAGGGAUUUACACAGAAAAGACACCUUAAUGAUCAUUUGGUAACUCACUCUUCAGAAAAGCCUUUCACCUGCCCUCAGUGUGGAAACACUUUCAGAUGUAAACGAAGCCUGAAGAAGCACUUGUUGAAUCAUAUUGGAAUAAAGCCUUUCACCUGUUCUCAGUGUGGAAAGAAAUUUAGUCGGAAAGUAAGCCUUAAGAAGCACAUGUUAACUCACACUUGAAAAAGGGCUUUUACCUGCUCUCAGUGUGGAAACUUUCACACAUAAAGGAAGCAUUUCACCUGCUCUCAAUGUGGAAACUUUCACACAUAAAGGAAGCAUUUCACCUGCUCUCAAUGUGGAAAGACAUGAGAAUUCACACUACGCCUUACACAUGUCAUCUGUGUGAGAAGAGUUUUAAAUGGAUCACGAGUCUCAGAUCUCAUCUGCACUAUUCUCACUUUGCAGAAAGGCAAUUUAAAGGAGCAGUAAGGAAUUUCUGAGAAACUUGUAUGUGAAUUGCACCAAACAACACAACACUUGUAGCCAAUCAGCAGCAGUAGGGGGCGUGUCCAUUCAUGAUGGGGGAGGAGAGAGAGAGUGAGAAAGAGGGGGAAAAACUGUAGAAAGAGAGAUGGCUGAGAGACAUUACAAAAUUGAAAAGGUCAGAGGAAUAUCACUGAGAAAAGAAGGGUUAUUAUCACACAAUAGCUUUAGGACCCUCGUUAAAAUUAGAAAAGCUUUCCAGAGCUUUUCUGAAAACGGAUGCUGAGGUUGUGUUGUUUCUGCUCAUACACGAGUAGCAUUGGUUUUGCUAUUUUUCACAGAAUCAAGAUAUGUUGUUGUUGUAAUGUUAGCUAUAGUAAAAGGACAGUUUUGAGUGUCAUUGUUUGUCAGGAGCUGCUGUGCUGCUGGCAACUAACAACAAACUCUUGCUUGUAUUUACUCUUGUGUACUUUAUGAUUGUGUGCUGUUGUUUUUUUUGUUCUUCCUUGUUCUUUUUCAUCUUCGCUUUAUUUUUUGCAAAGCAUUAUUUUGCUUAUAUUUUUCUGUUAUGAUAGAGACAUCGACUCUUGCAUUCCGUGUACGUACAUUUUGGGGGCGGAGCGAUGGAGGGAGGGGUGUGUUUGUUUUUUGGGGUUGAUUUCAGAUAUCAACAGUGUUUCUCAGAAAUCACUUACUGCCUGCAACUUUAGCUCUGGUCAUUGCAGUAAAAAUGCUUUGGCAUCCAGAAACACCAGAAAAUUUAUAAAAUAUAUGUCAAAUACUUUGGUAAAGACUCUUCUCAUUCUCAUUUAUAUUAAGAUUUAUUUUUGUUGUUGUUGAUGACUAACUAUGGCAACAUCAGCCAGUGGCGUAGCGCAAAUCAGCGAGGCUGAUUUGACUGAGUAUUUCAUGUUAAACAGCUUGUUUUUUAAAGUCGGUUCUUGAAGUAAAGCUGCACUUAAUUUUCAUUGAUAACUGCAGUGUUCGGAAAUAUUAUAGACUGUUAAUAAUUUUAAUUAUAGGCCUAUAAUUCAUUGUAUAAUAGACCUAAAAAUGUUUAAAAUAUUUUCUAAGAGGAGCUAAUAGCCUAAUCUUUUAUUAUCCUCACAGCAUGUCAGUUAUGAGGUGAUGCGCUAUGAAAUUAUUGCGGGCCAAAUUUAUUAUAAUAUUAAUUUAAUUUUUUUAAUUAAUAUUAUAAUACAUUUAUUAUAAUAUUAAUUUAAUAAUAAAAGUAGCCUAACCUAAUAAUAAUAUUAGGUUAGGCUACUUGCCAUCAGCCAUAUCACCCUGUAGCCCAAGACUGGUUGCCCACUGAAGCUAAGCAGGGCUGAGCCUGGUUAGUACCUGGAUGGGAGACCUCCUGGGAAAACUAGGUUGCUGCUGGAAGAGGUGUUAGUGAGGCCAGGAGGGGGUGCUCACCCUGUGGUCUGUGUGGGUCCUAACACCAAAGUCCCUUUAAGACAAGUCAUUUCACUCGGUGGCCAUCUUUGGGCAUGCAAGUGCAGCUCCUAUCUCUUUGAAUGGGGAAACAUCAAAUUCUCCAAAGCUGUUUGCCAAGCUUUCAAUUAAAUUUCAUAUUUGAAAUCACCAUGAAA